Molecule: messenger RNA, 5172 nt
Organism: Mauremys mutica (yellowpond turtle)
Lineage: Eukaryota; Metazoa; Chordata; Testudines; Geoemydidae
Gene: RELL1
Product: RELT like 1
Exons: 8
Coding region: 30-917 (295 amino acids)
Biological process (GO): positive regulation of p38MAPK cascade
Cellular component (GO): plasma membrane
Source: RefSeq, a predicted model, not a curated record
GGCGGGCGCUGCAGCAGCUGGGAUCAGGGAUGGCUCCGUGGGGAUCGGCGGUGGCGGCCGGGGUCUCGCCGGCUCCCCCGACGCGGGACGCGGCGGCCGCCCAGGGGAACCGCUCCGACCUCGGAAAUCAAGAUUUUCCUAAUAUUUUGGCAAGCCAUAGUUUAGAAAGUACUACGACUCACACUGUCGGUGAUCACACAGGAAGUGGUGUGCAUCCAGAAUAUCUUGCUUAUGGGUUGGUUCCUGUCUUUUUCAUCAUGGGCCUUUUGGGGAUCCUCAUCUGUCACAUGCUUCAGAAAAAAGGGUAUCGGUGUAGAACAGAGGCCGAGCAAGAAAUUGAAGAGGAAAAACUUCGCGAAAAGAUAGAAAUGAAUGAAAGUGUAAAUGACAAUAACGAUACUGUGGGGCGAAUCGUCAACAUCAUUAUGAAAAAUGAAGCAAAUGCUGAUAUGUUAAAGGCCAUGGUGGCAGAUAACAGUGUGUGUGAUCCUGAAAGCCCUGUGUCUCCUACCACUCCAGGCAGUCCUACAAGUCCAGGCUCUCCUUUGUCACCAGGUGAUACUCCAUCAAAACAUAACUGUCGUGGCCAUCACUUACAUACAGUUGGGGGAGUAGUAGAGAAGGAUGUUUGUAGUCGCUGUAGUCACAAAAGAUGGCACCUUUUAAAGCCAACCAACAAAUCUAAAGAACCAAGAAAAAGCCGACAAGGAGAAGUUACAGUACUUUCUGUGGGAAGAUUUAGAGUCACAAAAGUAGAGCACAAAUCUACAUCCAAAGAGCGGAAAAGCUUGAUGUCUGUUAAUGGUGUUGAAGGUGUCAAUGGAGAAGUGCCUGCCACACCUGUCAAACAUGGAUCAAGAGAAGUUCCUGCCACACCUGUCAGACAAGGAGCAAGAGGGAGAACUGGCACAGAAUAACAGCACCAGAGCGCCAUGGAGAAGUGAUAUAAUUAAGAUGACCUAGUUACUCUAAGGUAACAAGGAGGAAGAGAAAACACACUGAGAAGAGGAGAAGAAGAAAAGACCCAGAGUAAGGAAUGUAAAUAAGCACUAAAACUCAAGCAACUCUUCUCUACCGGUUGACUUCCUAAAGCCUGUUCAAAAUAUUGAUCUGUAUUCUUGCUCAUUGUACUAUGGAUCAAACAGAUCUGAAUUCGGUGGCAGGGCUCGUGGUGCAUUCCUGCGCACAGUUUAGUCAUUCACAAUCAGGUUGUUAACCCCAGUAUAAUUGAAAGGUAUGCAUACAGGUUUUUGUGUUUUUCCCAAUUAAUUAUAAGUUUAAUUGUAAGGCAUCUGCUAUUUAUUUACAGUUCUGUUAAUCUAAAUACAUGGCAAUUACUUACAUUUGAGCAUGCUGAAAAAAAUCUGCACACAUACUGUUCAAGAUAUUAGUUUAAUAUAGUGUGCUAUCUUCUCCAGUCUGAGGAUCCUCCUCCCAAAUUGUGGGUUGUCCAGACACUGGUGUUAGAGUAGCCUGUAAACUGCUUUAAUCUGUCUGUUGCCAGUGACCCUCUGGGCCCUUACAGCAGCCAGGAAUUUUCCAGAUAAAGGAACGUUCCUGGUCUUGCAACACUUUUUUCCUCACAAGAGCCCCUCUAGCUGGAAUUAAGGGUGGCCUAGGAGCUCAGUGAUCAAGAGAUCAUUCAGUGGCCAGUUAAGCUGGACUCAGGAUUGUUUUGUGCACCCAAAGUGGUGCAGAGCAGCUCCAAUAUAGCAGUGAAUCAGGCCACUUGUCAUGAGUGGCGUUCCGUUGCAUUGUCAACAAUGUACUUAAAGUAACUUUUGUAAAGGAAAACCAACAGUCUGUCAGUUUUAUUGUGGGGUAAAUAGUUUUGUUUGUCGCAGAUGGAGUUUUUAGAAGUGUUUGAUUACGUGCUGAAACUGAAAACUUAGGAGAUGUACUAUUAUAGGAAAUGUGUUUAUGUCACUGUAGCUCUUUAUAGUUUCUGUGAAUGAAUCUAUGCAGGGGUAGGUCCUAAAUACUUAAGAUUUGUAGCCAAUAAAACAUUUCCAGUCACUGAUAUAGUGUUGGAUCCUGUGGUCAGCAGCCUAUUCGUUUGCCUUCAUCUUACAAAGAAAAAUUCAUGUAACCCUUGGGGAAAGCAAAAGUUUUUCUACCAAAACUUCCUCACUGCUGUGUCCAAAUUAAAAUAUUUAAUGAGCUCAGCAAUGUAAACAAUGGAAAACAUAGGCAGGUUGUAUUAUAUCGGGACAGCUUUAUCCUUUAUUUCCAAAUAAGAAACUUGUGGCAUGGUGGCUGUCAUGGUUACAGGGAUAACUGCACUUUUGACCACUGUCUGGUCUCAGAGCGUUACCCCCUCAGGUCCCGAGCCUGAGGUGUUUACUUCCCCUGGGGUGGUGAUUCUCCCACAUUUAGAGUGGGUCAUGGGCUACAUUGGAUCAAGUAUGCUUAUGCCAGCAGAUCCAACUACAUUCAGCACCUGCUGGUCUUCCUUUGGGAGCUUGUUACCAGUGGCACAUACAAUGACCAGACGGCCUUCUGUAAACAAAAGUUUUUUAAUCUUAACAGUUAGCAACAAAGUAAAACGUAAGAGAGAGGAUUUUUAAACAACAAAAGGCCUACGUGUUGUCUGUCUCAUCUAAGCCCUUCCACCCUGCGAGAGGAGCCUAGAAAGGCUUAGCUUUGUCAGACAUCAAGUCAGGUGUCAGUCUGUUUCCCCUGAACAACUUCCCGAUAACCAUCUGACUGGUGGCCAGAGAGUCUCUUUAACCAGCCAGAAGUUGUCAUCUCACAUUCCUGUGCUUUGACUCUGCCGCUCAAAACCUAUUGGUGGGCUCCAUUGAGGUCAAGCCCACCUCUUGAGUCAUUGUUUUGCCUUCCUGCUUGUUUUUUUUACAACAGCCUGCUAUUAAACUAAACCAACAUCCAUAAAGUAAACUUCCCUGACAACAAUCAAACAUAUAGCACACAAUACAAUAUUCAAAUAUUAUUAUAGAGCAGCCCCAUGUCCUUCAGAGUGUCUCUCUCAAAAUAGGUACCCUCAAUCCAUUAGUGCCAACUAUUAAGUCAUAAUGUCAGUGUCCUUUAUCAUCUUCAUAUUUGUGACUCUCACUGAUAGAAAAUCAAUGACUGUUAAGCAGUGCUAAUUGUUGUUUGGAUCUACUUGCCAUGAUUACCACUUUGCCUUAGAACUGAUCUGUUAAUUGGGAACAUUUGUGAUAUUUUGGCAGACUUUGCUGUAUAACAGAAACUGAAAAGUGACACUCUUUUGCUCUACUGUGUGCCUAACAAGAAUACACAUCAAUCUGUAGCUUUAAUGCAUGUCAAUAGGGAUUAUACUAAAUCAUGAGAAAACUAUAAAGCAGUUCAGUCUGCUUCACAAACUUCUUGUAAAUAAUUGUCUUUGUAACUGAUUCAUGUUUUAAAAUAAUGCUGUGUUUUUGUAGCUGUGUCGGUCCCAGGAUAUUAGACACACAAUGUGGGUGAAGUGAUAUCUCUUAUUGGACCAAUUCUGUUGGUGAGAGAGACAGAAGUUGGUCCAAUAAAAGAUAUUACCUUACCCACCUUGUCUUUUUAAAUGAAUACUGUCAAUCUUCUUUAGUCUGAGUAAGUGCUCUAAUUUUUUUCUUUAUCUUUUUGAAAGUGAGGUUUCUCCAUCAGCUCAUACAAUGUUAAUUAGCAAUAUGUGUAACAGCAAAAGAACUUUCCCCUGGCUAUCAUCUCACAUGCCCCAUAGGUUGCCACUUAAAGCUCAGGAAUGAGGCACGCUGGUGGGUUAUUGUAGCUGUAUUGCCAACACCAAAUGUUCAAAAAUCAUGAGUUAUGCUCACUAAAAAUUAUGAGAUUACGUAAAAAUAAUAGAUUGGAUGUUUUUUUUAUUUGCCUCCCACUUUUUGAGUCUUCAGGGUGCAUUGGAGUUCACAUUUUGAAGCUCUCCCCACAGCCAUGGGGGCUAGAAACUUACUUUUUCUUUAAGAAUGAAGGCUGAAAUCGCAUAUCCCUUGACUCCAGGAGCUAGGGCUUUAAGGAAAACAAUUAUGGGACUCAUGAGAGCUGGCAACGUUGUAUAUAGGGAAGUUUACGCUGCUGACUGUGCUCUACUUGAUCCGUAGGUGGCAGGUGUAGCCCAGACAGCUCAGACCUACAAGAGAAACAAAUUUUUUUUGUCAGUUCUAAAUAAAAUUAAGUCUUUUAACAAAUGUUUUAUUUAUAGUUUUCAAGAACUAAAUUCCAAAAGUAACUUUUAUCUGAGCCCGACUGCUACUUGGGAAUAAAUCCAAAGAAUUAAUCGAUUUUUCAUUAUUAUUGUAAAUAAGAUUUCUUUUCUUCACUCAGCUUUAACUCAGACUACCAAAAUAAUCUUAAAACUACUAAAAGAGACACUUAAAUUGAGAAAUCCUUGGCCUACUUUUUUUCCGCCUUAGGUUUGCAGAUUUCACUCUGUUUUCAUGAACAGCUCUACAGCAUACUAAAAUGUAUGCAGAAGGAAUUUAAAUAGUGCCAGUAUAUUAAUUUCAGGAUUCCAGGAUAUUGAGAGAUUAGGUGUAACUGAAGUGUACAUAUGUGACAGUAUUUUUAAUAUUAAAAUUACUGGAUGAAAAUGUGGACUCUAGAGUGAAAGUUGUUUUGUACUUACACAGCCAAACUAAACAGUUCAUUGUUUUGAAUAUGAAGAUGCACAAUUGUAGAGUAUCCCAAAAACUUGAAAAAUUGAGAUUUUAUUCUGAUAAGAGAACAUUUUAGUAAUAUGUGGCUUAACACUGUGAGUAAAUAUGCUCAAGAGUGAAAAUGUUUAAUAUAUAUAUGCUAUUUUUACUUAAUUUAACAAUAGUUGCUAUUUUGAUUCCAUUGGAAAUAUGCAAAAAUGUUAUAUCCAGUACAUUCAACAUGUAAAAUCUUAUUAAUGGAGAUUAUCUAGUAAUUAUUAAACGUGAAUUUCUACGUACGUACAUAAGGCUAAUGUUUGUGGGAAGUAAAAUGUGUAUUGCCACUUUAGCAAAAUAAUUUGGUGAAUGUGUGAUCUUAUUGUAUAUAACAAACACUACUAACAGCAUUUUUCAGUGAUACAAACGUUGUCAUCACCAAAAAACCAAAUAAACCAGUUUUUCUUAAUCUUGCACAUCAACUGUAUUUUUAACAAUAUGGUUUGUAUAAGACUUUUGUACUACCAAAGUAGUAAUAAAUAAAUAAAUAAAUUGAUUCUUUAAUUCC